Molecule: messenger RNA, 836 nt
Organism: Cariama cristata (Red-legged seriema)
Lineage: Eukaryota; Metazoa; Chordata; Aves; Cariamiformes; Cariamidae
Gene: IQCK
Product: IQ motif containing K
Exons: 8
Molecular function (GO): protein binding
Source: RefSeq, a predicted model, not a curated record
AGUAUGAAGCAGAACAGCCUCAAUUUCCAGAUGUUCCUGAAUCAAAACGUGGAUCUGUGCCUUUGGAAGCAGGAAUAUUGCAGCCAUUACAUAUGGAACAAUUUUAUUCAGCACCUGCAGCUGAUACUGUUGUCCAACAGUCACUUCCCAUACCCGAGGCAGCCCCCUUUCCAGAGCCACCUGAUCCAAAAACAUGUUCUCCUCGAGGAUACUUAAAGUAUUACAUAUUUCCAGUACUCUUACCCGGAAUGGCUGAACUUCUGCAUCGAGCCAAGAAGGAAAAGUUAGAAUAGACAAAAAGGACCAAAUUUAUUGCCUGUGAUUUCCUAACUGAGUGGUUAUACAACAAGAACCCAAAGAGGAAAGAUGAGUCAUUCACAGAAUUCUUUUCCAUUCCUUUUGUUAACGACUGGCUAAAGGACCAUCCUAGGCCACCAAUUCCUCUGUCUCUUCUUCUAUCAGAAGAAGAAGCAAGCAUAGUAAUUCAGUCCUUCUGGAGAGGUUAUCGGGUCCGCUGUGAUAGUGGGAUACAAGAGCUACGUCAGUGGCAAAAGCAGUUGAGAGAGGACAAAAACAUUAUUAAGAGAGUGAAAGAAUUCUGGACUAAGCAGGAAGCCAAAGAUGGAGGUGAGAAGACGUCGUUCAGCUAUGUUGUUCAUGUUGAAGAGAGGGAAAAUUAUGUUGUACCAGUCACCAUUGUGUGGUCCUUCAGUCUGAUGGCACUGUCGCAGAUGUGUUCUCCGAUGGCCUAUCUUUGCCCAGAACUACGUAAGAGCAUUCAGGGUGCAGUUUCACACAGUCAAUUGGAUCGAACUGAAAGCUGCCGAAAGGGUUGA